UUCACUCACAAAUCACACUCCACAUAUCAUCAUUCCAUUCAAUCGCUCAUUACAUUUUUCAUUGGCGGCUAUUCUUGAGUCGAUUUUGCACUCACCCAAAUCAAGGUGUUAAGAAGAUCAAAACAUUGGUCUUUCAGUUCAAUUGUAUCGUAGGAUUGGAUACACUGUUUGCUUGAUGAUUGCAUGUUGCAAAGACGUUGUAUAAUCAAUUCAUUUAUAUAACCAUUUCUUUCAAACUCACCUCAUUGCAUGAGUUUUUUUUCAUAUUAAAACCAACCAAACGAUGAAAACUUUUGCGCUUCUCAGGUCUAUUCGUAAGCGCCCCACUCAGCGUGAGAUAAUUGGGCCUUUGCAAUCUCGUUCCUUUCAACCUGAUUUCGUUCCUGCAGAUCCCAAAGCCAAACCUAUAAAAUAUAAAUUACCCGCAACCUAUGAUCCUUAUGGCCCUAGACCCCCACCUUCUGAUAAAAUCAUCCAACUUGCUGAAAAAAUUGCAGCCCUUCCCCCUGAAGAGCGCAUGCAAAUAGGUCCCACUCUUAGAGCAAGGCUAAGACAUCCUAAAAUGCAGUCAAUUUCUGCUGAUGGGGUGGACUUGGGUGCCCAAGGCGGGUCAGGAGCUGGGUCAGCCAAGGCUGAAGAGAAGGUCGAGAAAAUUGCAUUUGAUAUCAAAUUGGAGAAGUUUGAGGCAGCUGCUAAAAUUAAGGUAAUCAAGGAGGUUCGUGCUUUCACAAGUCUUGGAUUGAAGGAAGCCAAAGAUAUGGUGGAAAAAGUCCCUGUAGUAAUCAAACAAGGUGUCACUAAAGAUGAGGCCAAUGAGAUAAUAGAGAAGAUUAAAGCUGCAGGGGGUGUUGCUGUGAUGGAGUGAUGCUUGAAAUUCGGUUGCUUUUGAUUCAGUGUUCCUUGAUAGGAAGAACAAAGACUAAGCUUGCUAUGCAAGAUCUUGGGUAGAAAACUAAUUUGUUCAAAAAAUUGUUCUCUAAAUCCAGUUUCGGGUUAUAAAGGUUUGUGUUAGGAUAUUACCUUGAACAAGUUAUGUUAUUAAUAAUUUUGUAACUUAUACCCAUUUUGAUC
Erigeron canadensis is the source of this 1071-nucleotide messenger RNA. Its product is annotated as 50S ribosomal protein L7/L12. The record is from RefSeq and is a predicted model, not a curated record. Gene Ontology annotation, cellular component: ribosome. Bases 284 to 865 code for a protein of 193 amino acids. Gene Ontology annotation, molecular function: structural constituent of ribosome. NCBI's taxonomy places the organism in Eukaryota, Viridiplantae, Streptophyta, Magnoliopsida, Asterales, Asteraceae. Gene Ontology annotation, biological process: translation. The transcript has 2 exons.